UGCACCUUCACAUCAAUGGCUGUUCWACCUACAGUGGGCGGCUGGACCCAGCAGGAUCCAUCCUGCCCGGUGGAACAGUUCUGUCCCCUGGAGAAUGAGUGGAAAAACAUGGCCUCCAUGAUCAAUCACCGUGGUAACGUGGCUGUGUACGGCCUGGCCGGGAAGAUCUACACGGUGGGCGGGUCCGAUGGUGUCACGUGCAAAAGCAGUGUGGAGAGGUACAACCCAGAGACCAACACCUGGAGUAACGACGUGGCCCCCCUGAGCAGCCCCCGCAGUGGGGUGGGUCUGGUGGAGAUGGAUGGAUAUCUAUACGCCCUUGGAGGAUACGACGGCAUGGUCUGCACCAACACUGUUGAGAGAUAUAAUCCCAAAAUGAAUAGCUGGACGAAGCAGCCACCGAUGCUGAGCCGGCGUUCUGGGGCAACGGCUGCUGUGAUGGAUGGUCAGCUAUACGUGAUUGGAGGCAGCGAUGGUGACGCACCCAUGAACACAGUGGAGCGUUUCAAUCCCUUGGAUGGGAUGUGGUAUGCGUGCCCCCCCAUGAUGACCCCAAGAGAGAACGCGGGCUGCUGUGUGUACCUGGGACGUCUGUUCGUGGCCGGAGGAAGAGAUGAACUUAACCUGGAGCUCAGCGCUGCAGAGAAGUUUGAUCCAGACGCUCUGAGUUGGACCCCCGUCAAACGCAUGAGAUGCAAGAGAAACAAAAUGUCUCUGAUGGUGUUCAACGGGUCGUUGUUGGCUGUGGGAGGAUCUGAUGGCAUCACCAGUCUGAAAACAAUAGAAGUCUACAACCAUGAGUCAAAUACAUGGAGACACUUUGGGAGCAUGAAGACCAAGCAUCCAGGAGGCCACAUUGCCAUGUUGAAGACCAAACACAGUUACAGCCUGUAACUGGAGAUUAUAACGUUGAUGGACAAUAGCAUAUGGAUUCAUGAUAUAGAUUUGUAUACUGUGUAUGUCCAUGUUGAAAUACCGGUAGUACUGUAAUCCCCCAUAUAGUAUGUAAACAUGUAUGGCUAUUUAUUUAACUUUUAUUUAACCCGGAAGUCUUUCCUAAGAAAUGAAACUAUGGACCAGGAGUGUCAUGCACCCAUUAUUUUAGAGGGGGCACAAAGUACAUGAGGAUGGAGGAGGCGUUGUCCAGGUUGGAAAAUUUAGCAUUUUUUAAACACCUAAAAUAGCUUUUACCUGCAAUCUAGAGCCAUAAUCAUUAUGCCUAAUUCUAUGUAAAAAAAWWAAUAAUAAAGUAUAUUUUUAUGCA
Molecule: messenger RNA, 1264 nt
Organism: Salvelinus sp. IW2-2015
Lineage: Eukaryota; Metazoa; Chordata; Actinopteri; Salmoniformes; Salmonidae
Product: kelch-like protein 20
Molecular function (GO): protein binding
Source: RefSeq, a predicted model, not a curated record